Corticium candelabrum is the source of this 1735-nucleotide messenger RNA. Its product is annotated as spermatogenesis-associated protein 6-like. NCBI's taxonomy places the organism in Eukaryota, Metazoa, Porifera, Homoscleromorpha, Homosclerophorida, Plakinidae. The record is from RefSeq and is a predicted model, not a curated record. Gene Ontology annotation, molecular function: myosin light chain binding. The transcript has 10 exons. Bases 74 to 1735 code for a protein of 553 amino acids. Gene Ontology annotation, biological process: spermatogenesis.
GCCAAGCCGUUACUACGAGCAACACAACAGAGCAUGCGUACACGAGACCAGCAACAAGAUUUCGAAUGAAUCAAUGGGUCGCUCAGUUCUCCGUAUAAGAGCAACUCUUUCCAUUUAUCAGAUUCGCAGUGACGGCACAUUUUUGUCCUCCAGGCGUCGCGUUUGGCUCCGAAUUUCGCUCUUCGGACGAGAUUGGAACUCGAAACGCGUGCUACCAACGUUUCCUAUUAUUGUGAAUGAGAGCUGCAAGGUGGAGAGGCUGUUUACGAAUGCGUGGAAUUUGUCGUCGCUCUCGGACAUUUUGACUGCUGAUGGAGUCACUCUGGAGUUGGUUCAACACGCUGAUAACAAGCCUGAUGGGCAUGUGCUAGCUCGUUAUGAGACAUCAGUUCAAGACUUUUUGUUUCCUAAACAAUCGGCUGGCUCAAUUCAUUACAUCACAAUGAAGAGAACCAAACACCUCAAGUUUGCUGUCCAACUAUCAUAUUCUACUCAAACUGUGGUAGAAGAGGUGGCAUUUACACGACCAGGACAGACAAGUGGGAUCUGCUUAGAUGGUGAAGAAAGAGAGCAGCCUGCCAAACCGACUCACCAAAGUGCGUCUCACAUCAUCCACUCUACUCCACUUCAUUCACAUAUGACGACACAGAGAGGCACAUCCGAUUUGCCGCUUGGUUUGGCGCCUUCACAACCGAGCGACGUCUUUCUUUCAUCAUUUUCUUUCAGUAAUCACCGACAGCUUUGUGCUUUUCCAAGGACACGUACGGGUCUGUGUGUUCAUCUCUUGCCAUCCGAUUAUGUUGGGAAACGUGUGAAGAAAGCACGAGUGGAGAUGCUGGAUGAUGCAGCUUGUGUGCAACAUCAGCGUCCUCCGUUUGUAGUGAGAAAGGUGGAUCCUGAUCUGAUAACAUCAAGAGGCUACUUGUCUGAUCCAUUGGAAGAACCGGUGGAAACGCCUGGCAAUCUUGGACGCACAGAGAGACAGUCACACCAUUCGUUGUUUGAUGCUUCGUUUGACAAACCAUCAGUCACUGUUAUUAAACAUGCCACGCCCACGCAUAAAAGGCAGUCCCUAUUCAGUGAGCAGAAAGCUACACAGACGUCUGGAGAAGACACUGUUGUAAUAGGAAGCGUAUCACACAGUGACAGCGAAUGUGAUGCUGGAAAUAGUCGAGUUCAUGAGGCUGGAAGUGUGGAGUAUUCUGAUGAUGAAGAGAAGGAUGACAGUGGAAGCGAGAUGAGCGAUCUAACGGAAGAUGAAACGAAGACGUUUUCAGUAGGAAAGUCGGGAGAUAGAAAUGGUCAUUAUGGUAGUAGAAGAUAUCAACCUUUGCACACAAGGCAUCAUACUAGGAGGCACAGUCCACAGGUUGCGUCUGAUGAACUGCUAAGGCGGAGGGGAAAUUUGAGAAGCAGCUCAGUAGAACCAGCAGAGAAAAUUCAUCAGAAAAUUGACAACUUACUGAGGAAGUAUCAGUGGAAACAAGUUGAAAGGUCAGGAGGCAGUUCUGAUGAAGAUGAGCUGGAGACAACACUUCGGAGGAUCAAAUCAUCACACAACAGUAGCAGAGCAAAACGACAGCACAACAAAAGUAUGACUGUCCAUCUCGGUGGCGACGACUACUGGUCAGAUCGUAUGAAGGAAUGGACAGGUCGGCCCCACAGAUUACUCUUCGACGAAACUCUUGAAAAGGCAUACUCACGUUUAUAUCAACAAGCCACUGACAUCAGUUGA